This is a messenger RNA of Lampris incognitus (smalleye Pacific opah), 2880 nucleotides long. RefSeq names its product HECT domain containing 3 (gene hectd3). Bases 166 to 2727 code for a protein of 853 amino acids. The transcript has 20 exons. NCBI's taxonomy places the organism in Eukaryota, Metazoa, Chordata, Actinopteri, Lampriformes, Lampridae. The record is from RefSeq and is a predicted model, not a curated record. Gene Ontology annotation, molecular function: ubiquitin-protein transferase activity.
GGACUGGUGCAGGAAGCCCUCACGCUGCACCUUCAUGUCAACCGCAAAAGGGACAUCUCCACAGCCGACCGGGGCAACAAAGGGAGGAUUUGGAAAAACUGUAAUGUCAGGUGACACCCCUCCGCUGUGCUGACUGCGAGAGCUUUGCGCCGGUCCACCAGCACCAUGUCCCUGGGCGACAACCCUCACCUCCUGCUGGGGAGGAUCCGGUUCCUCAACAAGUGCAUUGAAUGUUUCAGGAAGGGCGAACCUGUGCCGGAAAGCCUGUGUUAUGUCCCCAAGGUGGUGUGCUUCAAACUCUGCAAGGAUUCGUCAGCCACUUCAUCCGGCGCAUCUGCCGGCAGCUCCGCCGUUGGAAAGACCCUCGUCUCCGUCUACGAAAGCCCCCACCAGACUUCCCAUAGCAAGAAAUUAUGCAAGUACAAUAUUGAACCAAAGAAAGGGACAUGCAUCCGGACAACAGGGGAAGAAUACUGUAACAGUCAAGGCCUGUGGGUCAAAAUAAAUAAAGAACAGCUGGAGGAACAUCGUGUGUGCCAGGAGCUGGAGGAGGGCUGGAUCCUGGUGUGUAAGCAUACGGAGGGGGGUGACAGGCUGGUGCCCGUGGAUUCACCAGAGACUUUGAGCAGACAUCAGCAACUUUUUGGCUAUGACCACAAACCCUGUGAUAGAUGGGAGCAAGUGGUGGAUGUGGAGAAUUCCCUGUACAUGGGUUCUAAACCGAAGGUUGCUGAGUGUGACUAUGCUGCCGUCCAGAAGCUUAGGUAUGUGACGCCCACCUGGACAUAUGAAUGUGAUGAGGACCUGGUGCACUACUUUUUUGACCACAUUGGAAAGGAGGAUGAGAACCUGGGCAGUGUGAAGCAGUGUGUUACCAGUAUCGAAGUUUCUUCAUGUUCAGAGGACCCCAGUGGUGGUGCCAGCUGUCUGACUGAUGGAGACACAGAGACGUACUGGGAGAGUGACGGCAUGCAGGGACAGCACUGGAUCCGCCUGCACAUGAAGAGAGGCACUGUGGUCAAUAAGCUGAUUUUGACAGUGGACUCGACAGAUGACAACUACAUGCCCAAGAGAGUCACUGUGUUCGGAGGAGAGGGAGACAAUCUGAAGAAGCUCAGUGAUGUCACCAUAGAUGACAAUCUAAUUGGAGAAGUGUGUGUUUUGGAAGAUAUGACAUCACACUUACCUGUCAUUGAGGUCCGGAUAGAGGAAUGUAGGGAUGAGGGCAUAGACGUUCGGAUCCGAGGCCUGAAGAUCAAGUCAUCGUGUGAAAGGGAUAUGGGCCUGAAUGCUGACGUGUUCCAGUCCUCUAACCUGGUGCGCUACCCACGACUCGAGGGCACCCCCCCUGAUGUCCUCUACCACAGGGCAUUGGUCAUUCAGAGGUUCAUCUCGCUCCUGGACUCUUUGCUGCCCCACCUGGUACCGGCAUGGGACUACAGCCUCGGUACCUUCGAUCAGAUCAAAAGUAUAAAGCAGUUCUUGCUGCUGUCCAAGCGCCGAUCAGCUCUCAUCACCCAGUGCCUGAAGGACUCGGAAACCAGUAAGCCCAAUUUUAUGCCCCGCCUGUACAUCAACCGGCGUUUGGCCAUGGAGCACAGGGACAAUCCCUCCCUUGACCCCAGCUGCAAGAAUGCAGUGUUCACACAGGUCUAUGAGGGGCUCAAACCAUCUGACAAAUAUGAAAAGACUUUAGAUUAUAGGUGGCCUGCACGGUACGACCAGUGGUGGGAGUGCAAGUUCAUCGCGGAGGGAAUCAUUGACCAAGGUGGGGGGUUCAGGGACAGCCUGGCAGACAUGUCCGAAGAGCUCUGCCCCAGCUCAGCAGAGUGCCAUAUGCCCCUGCCAUUCUUCACCAGAACAUCCAACCAGGGCACUGGAGAGGCCAGAGACUACUACGUACCUAACCCGUCCUGUAAAGAGUUCCAUAAAUUUGAGUGGAUUGGCCAGCUCAUGGGAGCAGCUCUCAGAGGAAAAGACUUCCUGGUUUUGGCUCUACCUGGGCUGGUGUGGAAGCAGCUGACAGGAGAGGUGGUCAGCUGGAGCAAAGAUUUCCCUGCAGUGGACUCAGUGCUGGUGAAGCUGCUGGAAGCCAUGGAGUGUAUGGACCAGGAGACAUUUGAGUUCAAGUUUGGCGAGGAGCUGGUUUACACCACCCCGCUGAGUGACGGCCAGCUGGUGGAACUCAUCCCGGGGGGGAGCAACGUGGUGGUUCGCUAUGAGGACCGCACGGAGUUCAUCCGCCUGUUGAAGAAAGCCCGGCUAGAGGAGAGCAAGCAGCAGAUUGCAGCCAUGCAGGCGGGGCUGCUGAAGGUGGUGCCUCAGGCUGUGUUGGACCUGCUUACCUGGCAGGAAAUGGAGAAGAAAGUGUGUGGAGACCCUGAGAUCACUGUGGAGGCCCUGAAGCGACUCACACGCUAUGAGGACCUGGAACAAACUGACGUUAGAGUGCUGUACCUAUGGGAGGCGCUAAUGAACUUCACCAAUGAGGAUCGCAGCAGGUUUCUUAGGUUUGUGACUGGGAGAAGCCGUCUUCCUGCCCCCAUCUAUAUCUUUCCAGACAAGCAAGGCUCUGAAACGACAGACGCACUUCCACAAUCCUCCACAUGCUCUAGUACCCUUUAUUUACCAAAUUACCCAAGUGCAAAAGUUUGUGAGGAGAAGCUGCGCUAUGCUGCUUACAACUGCGUAGCUAUCGACACAGACAUGAGCCCCUGGGAGGAGUGAUCUGCCUCACUAUGUCAUAAGAAGAGCUCUACACACACCUAUCCGUAGAAUCACUCUCACAGAGGAAUAUUGCCAAGUUUUAUCAGCAUAUCACUAUAAUAUUGCCAAUUGUUCGUAUAAUUAAUUAUAGUUGUAUAUAAUAAAGAACUAUAU